AUGGCAACUUAUCUAAAAUCAGCACCAAUUUGGAUUUGUCAGCAACCUGAAAAUUGGGUGAGUUUUUUUGUUUAGCUGAAAUUUUCAGACAAAUUUAUUUUCACAUUUUUUGAUCAGCUAAAAAAGAGUUUAGCCAGACUUUAUAAAUCUUUUGGGAUUUGUAUUUCAUUUUUUUUAUUUUCAUUCUCAGCCAAAAUAUUUUUUUUUCUGAAAAUAAUUUUUUUUUAAUAUUCAAAUUUUAUUCCAAAUUACACAACAUUUUGAAAUUUUCCAAAACUAUAAAAAUAUUUCAGCCAGAAGAAAAUCUGUCACCAAUGUCUUCUGGAUCCGGAUCUUCACAAUCAUCAGAUGAUCAACAUCAAAACACCGUAGUUCAGCUCAAGAAAAUUCGAAAUGUUCGAAAAUCUGAUAAACAUCAUUGCUCGAUUUGUGGAGAUCGGGUAACUUUUUUUAAUAUAUAAAGGCUGGAAAUAUUUUUCUCUGAAAUUCUGAAAUUUUCAGCCAACUGGAUAUCAUUACGAUGUUUUGUCCUGCAAUGGAUGUAAAACAUUUUUCCGAAGAACAAUUAUAAAUAAACGGAAUUUCAAAUGCACAAAAGGUGGACAAUGUGAAUUUACUAAAGGUGAGUUUGAGAAAGCCUAGAUUUAGGCUGGAAAAUCUGAAUAGGCCCAGAUUUUCAGGCUUGAAAAUCGGGAUUUUUUGAGUCUAGAUAAUCCUAGGUUUUCUGCCCAAAAAUCCCCCAAAAACCAUUUUUUCUCCAGACUUCCGAUGUGCAUGCCGUGCGUGUCGUUUCAACAAAUGCGUGUUGGUCGGCAUGAAUCCGUCUGCAAUUCAAUUUCCAGCCAAAUAUGAGGAAGAUGCUCAUCAGGAUGAUUUUGAAAGUGAGGAGGAUGUGAAAAAAAUGUCGAUUUGCAAGUUUGAGAAGGAGAUUUUGGUGGAUGAGACUUUUCAGACUUAUCAACUUGUUGACGAAAUUGUGAGUUUUGGGAAUAGAAUAGCCUAGGAAAAGGCCUGAAGCCUUUUGGGCCUUUAAAAGCCUCCGGAAGACCUCUAAAGCUCUGUGAAGCCCUCUGAAGCCUCCUGAAGCCCUCUGAACCCUCAGAAAGCCUUCAGAAGCCUCCUGAAGCUUUCGGAAGCCCUCUGAUGCUUCCUGAAGCUUUAUGAAGCUUCUGAAGCUUCUAGAAUCCUCCUGAAGCCUUCUGAACUCUAGAAAGCUUUAUGCUAGACUUUUUAAAACUAGACUUCUGAAACUAGACUUUUCAAACUAGAAUUUUCAGUAAAUUUUUUCAUCUGGAAGUUUCUGAAAAUUUUUCAAUUUUCUAUGAAAAUUUUAAAACUCAGUGAAUUUUUCCCCGAAUUUCUUGAUCUCUGAAAAAUGAGUAAACCCCAAGAUGACAUGACUCGAAAAAAAGAAAGAAGUUUAUUUUUGGAUUAAAAACACAGCGACUAGAGUAAAAUGUGUGUAAUUGCAAAGGCAGAAACCACGAAACUGUGUAAUUAAGAGACGCAGAGAAAGAAAAAGUGUAUAAAUUGUGUUGGAUGAUUUUGUUUCCACCGAAAACAUGAGAUAAAAAUUUUAAUUUGGCAGGAUUUGGAAUUCCGGUUUAUAAAGGGGAGUUCUUAGGGUUCCUAGGGUUCUUAGGCUCAUUGGACAGGUUAGAACCAGACGGAGAGAGCGUUAGAGACGCAGAGAAAACGGAUAAUCUCAUAGAUCUGUUCUAUUUUUAGUUGGAGUUUGGAAGUUUUUUUUUUAGGAUUAACCAAUUUUUGAUCUUUUUUUUUGGAAAACUAAAGAACCUGAACAAUUUUUCUGAAAAUCUCAAAACCCUUCAAAAAAUCUGAAAACAUUUCCAGUCGCGCCGUGAAGAUGCCGUGCUCGCCAUUCGUCGUAGCCCUGAAAACCUGCCAGUCGAAAUGGAUUUUAGCCUAACUCAGGUUUUGCGAAAAACGCCGGUUCUUGGAAAAAACACACAAAUUACGGUGCCCGGAAAAUUGUAUCAAAAUGAUCGAGUCAGAUAUUGGAUGGUUUUUGAUUUGUAUUUGAAUGUUGAAUUUGCAAAGACUUUUGAUGUUUUUCGAGAGUUGAGGGAAAUUGAUCAGGUAUGUUUUUGGGCGCGAAAAUUUGGAGUCUUUUGAGCCUACAUAAGCCUAGAUUUCAGGCUCAAAAUUCUGGAAUUUUCGAGUCUAAAUAAGCCUAGAUUUCAGGCUAGAAAUUCUGGACUUUUUGAGCCUACAUAAGCCUAUAUUCCGGGCUUGAAAAUCGGGAAAGUUUGAGGCUAAAUAAGCCUAGAUUUCAGGCUAAAAACUCUGGAAUUUUUGAGCCUGAACAAGCCUAAUUUUUUUAAAGUUCUAGCUUUAAACCCUAGGCUUAUUUACACUCAAAAAACUCCGAAUUUUCAGCCAAAUCUGAUUCCAUUUUCAGAAAUCCCUAAUUUCUCACAUUGGUGGACUUCUGCACGUCGCCACCCAAUCAUUUUAUUCAUUUUUCGAAGCCAAAUCUGACACUUUGAUGUUUCCGGAUGGUACAAAUGCGUUUCAAAAUAAAAUGGAUGCGGUGAAAAUUGAUGCGAAACGGUGAGUAACCGUAGGCUUUGCAGUCCGGGAAAAAAAGGAUUCUGGAAUAUUUUCGGAUAAUUAAAAAGUUCAGAAGCAUUCUUCAGACCAAAAGUCUAGGCUGAAAAACUUUUCUAGAAAUUUUCAGAAGUGUAUUCAUCAAUUACUAUGCUGAAAUGUACAAUCUGCCAAUUUUUCGAAUUUCUCAACCUCAACAUGAAUCUGACAGAAUAUUCCUUUUUCAAAUCGAUCGCACUUUUUUCACCAAACAGUCUUGA
Molecule: messenger RNA, 2831 nt
Organism: Caenorhabditis angaria
Lineage: Eukaryota; Metazoa; Nematoda; Chromadorea; Rhabditida; Rhabditidae
Source: the annotation of a GenBank genome assembly